CCUCAUGUUUUGUUUGGCAACAACACACGAUCGUUCCAACCACUGCUGAUAACUUCACAUCGUUAUAUUUUGUCAAGGGAAACAGAAGACCUCUCUCUCGUUCUCUUUUUAACUGCGCACCGUCUGGACAGCGACAGACAUGGUGGUCGGAUCCCGCUUUCCGGUAAUCCUGUGCCUGGCCCUGGCCGCCGUGCUGGGCUCGGUACUCGGGUUCGGCGAGGACAUCGAUCGGCCUCUCAUCGGGUCUCCGGGCUCUCCUAUCCGGCUGCAGGAGUCCGACCCCGGCCUCAAAAAGGCUCUGGAGUUCGCGGAGGAGCGCUACAACCGGGGCUCCAAUGCAAUGCUCCUGCGCAAAACCAGCCGGCUGCUCUCGGCCACCAAGCAGCUGGUUAAGGGAAUCCUCUAUUCAAUAACAGUGGAACUGAGUAACACCCAGUGCAAGAAAUCCACCGGGCUCAGGACAUGUGACUUCUAUCCCGAGUUGCACAAACUCAAGACGGAGGUGUGUGUGUUCGAGGUGUGGGACAUUCCCUGGCAGGAGGCUUCAACUCAGUUCAAACAGAAGUGCAAGCCUAAAGUUGAAACUCAACCAAAAGAAACCAACGAGGUCGUGGAGGCGUCCGCCAGCCAGCCUCUGCAGGAGUCUGUGGAGCUGUUGGGCCAGUUCAAAGAGUUCAUGGUGACGUACAACAAGGUGUACAGCAGCCAGGAGGGUGAGUCACUGACACCACGUAUUGUUCAGACCAAAAACAAAAAAUGUUAACACCGUGAACCCCGU
Messenger RNA from Pseudoliparis swirei, 778 nucleotides. Its product is annotated as cystatin-like. The record is from RefSeq and is a predicted model, not a curated record. The coding region runs from base 140 to 763 and encodes 207 amino acids. The transcript is spliced from 5 exons. Lineage: Eukaryota; Metazoa; Chordata; Actinopteri; Perciformes; Liparidae. Gene Ontology annotation, molecular function: cysteine-type endopeptidase inhibitor activity.